GCAAAAAGAAGUUGAAACUUUUAGUUUGUUGUUUGGCUUUGCUAUAUGGUGAAAAUGAUUGUAUUGACAGUGACACAUGCAGCUGCUUCAUUAAUUUUCAUGGCGAAGACUUUAUGGAUUUUUCUCUCCCUUAAUGUUUAUUCCAAGUACUGCAGAAUGACAGUUUGUCUUUGUUAUUACAACUAUCGCAGUGUUAGACAGCUCUUGUUAAUGAUAAAUUAGAAGAGUGAAAUUCUCUUGUAUCUUAAACAAGUAAAGUUUCAUCAUAAUUUGUUUUUUUGUAUAAAGCCAAAUAGGAGGUGAUCAUUAUUAGAAUACAGAGUAUACUGAUACUCGAAGAAUUUGCCACAAUGCGAAGCUUGUCGAUUUUGAAUCUGGCUUCCACUAAAAGGACUUGACAGUUUCAACUUUCAAGCCUGUGGGAUCCAUUAUCCACCCAAAGGGCCUAACCACCACUACGCACGAAUUGGUGGCUUGAGUACCGGUAAAGGCCGCACUAAAUUAUUAGGUCAAAUCCCCAUUUGCUAACAAAUAUCACAUUGGAAUUAUACUACCAGUUCUUAUCAGCUUCUUGGGUUCUGAACUACGAACUUUUAAGCUGUCCUUUGUUUCUACUCCUUGGUACUAGUGUUUGACAAACCCAAGGUUUCUCAGAAGAAUCCUCAUGGAAGUUAAGAACAUGUUCAACCAGUUUUAGUCAGUUCUGAUGUCUUAAAUUAUAUUUUAAAUUUGGUUUAUGUUGUGAGAAGCACCAAAAAGAAAAAAAAGUGAACUGUACUAACUUUGUUGUGAAGUUACAGCAGAAGAUUCAAAGAGAAUUCUUCCCCACUUUUCCCCUUUUCUUUCCACUUUCCUUUUCUUGCAUGCGACUAUUGAGGAUUCUCAUUCUUUCAAUCUGUCUCAAGAGUUCCUCUCUUUCCAAAUGCAAAUCUUCUGAAGCUGAAUGCUCAUAUGGGUUUAUAUCUUACAUAUUCUUUUGAACGAUGGGAAUGUGUUGUGAUCUUGAAGUAGAUGUCAAUGGUGAAGCAACUUUUCUGGUGGACAAGAGAAUCAUUCUUUCUUUCACAGGCAGGCUAAGGAAGUUAACAAGAUCAAACACAGAUUUAACAAGGAGUCUGAAAAUUGUCUUACAUGGCUUUCCAGGAGGUCCUCAAGGCUUUGAACAAGUUGCAAAGUUUUGCUACAAUGGUGGAAAAGUUGAAAUCACUCCAUCUAAUAUAGUCCUUCUUCACUAUGCAGCCAAUUUCUUGGAGCUGGAAUGUCCUAAUGAUUCUGCAGAAACCCAGUUAAUAGCUGAAACCAAAAAAUCCCUUCAAGGGCUGAACUUUUGGAGCUGGUCUGAGCUUUUGUUAGCGUUGAAACAGUACCAAAUUUGUGCUUCAAUCAGGAAAGAUUCAUUUUUGGUUCAAAAACUCUUGGAUUCUCUCAUAGGCAGGCUUGGUUUUACUAGUUAUGAAAGUACAUGUUCAUCUUUUUCUACAAGCUCGAGUUUUCAUUCUUCCGAUACAAGAAGCCAUGAUAGUUCCACCAGCAAGUUCACUAGAACAACUUGGUGGUUUCAAGAUUUGGUGUUCUUGCAUAUUGACAUGAUCCAAAAACUAACAAAAAUGAUGAUUUCUCGGAAUCUUGACCACAAGAUAAUCAGCAAGUUUCUCUUUUUCUAUAGAAAAUCAAGAUCUCGCCAUUCUGAACUAGUUCAACAGCAGAGAAUCACCGAGCGAGUUAUUGAUUUGCUCCGUUUGCUUGAUCACCAGAAUUCUUUUUCUUGUGAAGGUUUGUUUGAUAUGUAUCAAGCAGCACUGAGCUUGAAGAUAAGCAGAAGAUCUAAACAUAAACUAGAGGUUUUGAUGGGUUCACAGUUGGAUCAAUUGACAGUGAGCCAUUUGCUUAUUCCUGCUCCCUAUGGAAAGGAUUAUGUGUAUGAUGUGAAUUUGGUCCUAAGGCUUUUAAAGUUCUUCCAGAUUGAAUCAAAAAUAUUCUUGUCCCAGCUUUGUAAAUUUGAGAAAGUUGCUAGAUUGAUGGAUUCUUACCUGAUGGAAGUAGCUCCAGAUUCACAUCUGAAGGCCUCCAAGUUUAGUGCUUUAGUCAUGGCAAUGCCACAUUCAAGAGAAACUCAUGACAAACUUUAUCAAGCAAUUGAUAUGUACUUUCAGGUUCAUGUUGAAUUAUGUGAAGAUGAAAAGAUCAGAAUCUGUUGUGCACUGAACUACAGCAAGCUAUCUACUGAAACUUUGAAGCAUUUGGCACAAAACCCAAAAUUUCCUUGUAGAAGAGCAGUCAAAUCUCUGAUUUCCAAGCAAUAUAACCCCAUAGAUUUGUUCUGUCACACUAUGAUCAAUAAAGUUUUAAGAGACUCUCCUUUUGCCUGCACUGCUAAUGGAAAUGCAGGUAAGAAAAGAGAUGAAAGCCAUGAAUCCAAAGGUCAUAGCAGCAGAGAAAAAUCAAAACGUGUGUUCUAAUUGAGCUAAUUAAUGGUUGUGAUCACUUAAUUUUCAAGUUGUAACAUAUGAGGGAUAGAAGAAUUCAAAUGAUUCUUUUGAUCUAUGUAGCCUAGAGAUAUGAGAAGAAAGUAUUAUGUUUGGGAAGGUUUCUAAGUCAUAGUGGUUCAAAAUACUUUUAAUGUAAAAUAUUUAUGUUUUAGAUUUAAUUCAGGUUAUGUUAGAUCUUCAUGUUCUACAA
This is a messenger RNA of Benincasa hispida (wax gourd), 2679 nucleotides long. Its product is annotated as BTB/POZ domain-containing protein At3g22104-like. The record is from RefSeq and is a predicted model, not a curated record. NCBI's taxonomy places the organism in Eukaryota, Viridiplantae, Streptophyta, Magnoliopsida, Cucurbitales, Cucurbitaceae.